AUGUCGGAUGAAGACAACAAUGUCAUGGGUCCCGUUAUGGAUGCAACACCUGAAAUCCAAGCACUAGCGGAGCGUCCAGAAAUAAAAGAAGCAGCAAUCCAUGCAUUACACAAAAAACAUCACGAAAAUAAAAUACAUCAUUUCACUGAAAAAAAUCGAGAAAAACAAUUGACAGAUUGGCAAGUAACGCAGUAUGCCGAAGAACAGGCAGCAUAUGGUAUCAAUUAUUUUAUGAAUGUAUCCAUUGGCAAUGGCUUAUUCAUUCAUAUACGAGUUCAUCGACGCGAAGACUGCGACAAAGUUGUCAGUUUAUCAUUGAAUGACUGCCAAAAGCGUAUUAAAAAAGUUCGACGAUCAAAUGGUAAAUAUUCUUGUCUAACUGAAUCAACAUUCAAUGAAUAUGCCAAUGGACGUUUACCGUGUGAUACAAUGCGUAUUGGUGACAAUCUUAAUAGAAAAAGUUAUGGAACAGCUACAGCAUUGGGCUCAAAUUUAUGUGCAGACAAUAUGAUCUAA
Rotaria socialis is the source of this 516-nucleotide messenger RNA. The record is from the annotation of a GenBank genome assembly. NCBI's taxonomy places the organism in Eukaryota, Metazoa, Rotifera, Eurotatoria, Philodinida, Philodinidae.